AUGAAUGACAAAUUCCAUCAGUGUAAAAUCUGCAAUAAGGUCUUCUCCCGCAGUGCUAAUUUAACCAGGCACAUGCGUGUUCACACUGGGGAGAAACCUUAUACCUGUAAUAUCUGCAACAAAUCUUUUUCCCUCAACUGUACUUUGUAUCGACACAAGCAAAUGCACGCUGGUGAAAGACCCUAUGAGUGUAAAGUAUGUGGCAAGAGAUUCUCGCAGACUAGUCACCUGUCGGAACAUGUGUUGAUUCACACAGGUGAAAAGUCGUAUCAAUGUGAAAUCUGCGGUAAGACAUUUUCUCGAAACAGCUACCUGUCGACACACAAAUGGAUGCACUCCGGCCAGAAACCGCACACCUGUAGAAUUUGCGGUAAGACUUUCUCUCGUACCAGUCAUUUGGCAAGCCACCAGAGCGUACACAGCGGGGAGAAACCAUUCCACUGUGACGAGUGUGGGAAAAAUUUCUCCCGCAACAGUCAUCUAACGACACACCUGCAGAUUCACACAGGUGAGAAACCUUUCCGCUGUGACAUAUGCGGCAAAUCAUUCUCACAUAACAGUUAUCUAUCCGGCCACAAACGUAUCCACACGGGGGAGAAACCUUAUACCUGUGACACCUGCGGCAAAUCGUUUUCUCGUAGUAGUCACCUGUCCAGACACAAGUGGACCCAUACAGGCGAGAAGCCGUUUCGUUGUGAGACGUGUGGUAAAGCUUUCACUCAGAACAGCCACUUAACUAAACACAAAUGGCUACAUAGAGGAGAUGAGGAAUACCAAUGCCAAAUCUGUAAUAAAACAUUUGAAGAGAACAAUCUCCUAGCCGCACAUGUCUGGACACACACAGAAGGCUGA
Messenger RNA from Octopus sinensis (East Asian common octopus), 852 nucleotides. RefSeq names its product zinc finger protein 83-like. The transcript has a single exon. Bases 1 to 852 code for a protein of 283 amino acids. Gene Ontology annotation, cellular component: nucleus. Gene Ontology annotation, biological process: regulation of transcription by RNA polymerase II. The record is from RefSeq and is a predicted model, not a curated record. Gene Ontology annotation, molecular function: DNA-binding transcription factor activity, RNA polymerase II-specific; RNA polymerase II cis-regulatory region sequence-specific DNA binding. Lineage: Eukaryota; Metazoa; Mollusca; Cephalopoda; Octopoda; Octopodidae.